GGGGGGGGGACACGCAUCGCUGGAUAUUAUAGAGUUUGGCUGGCGGCGUGGCGUAGCGCACAGCGAGAGAAGAAGAGGACCGCUCGACUCCCUGCAACGGCACGCGGUGUAAAAUGGAAGUUAUGAAGAGCGAACAAUGAAGACGCGGACGCACAAAGAGUCGAUGCCCAUGCGCAGUGGGCGAAGGCGGGGGGGCAGUGAGGAAAGAAGGGGUAGACGCCUGCACCCCAGCCCCACUCGUCCCGAACGCACCGACAGACAAACGAGAGGCGGUGGCGAGGAGCUAGCUGGAAGCCGCUUCAAUCGCAGAGCGCAAGGGCACGAUUCAUCAGAGAGCGAGGGGGAGGAACUUGUGUCUCCGCCGAAGAGGCAGAAAGUUCAGGAUUCGGCCGCCACACCAAACCCGCCAACUUCAACACAUUCGACUGACAGCUCAGCUCCUUCCGCGGUCCCGCCUCCGACCGCAGCUGCCAGUCAAUCCCGCGAGAGCGAUAACGAAGAUGGCCAAUCCCAGGGCAGCAGGAGUUCAGUUGUAGGGAGCCUGGCCAAUAGCAGCAGUAGUCUGAGUAGUGGGCGGGACAUAGACCAGGACAAUCGCUCCUCAUCCCCGAGUCUCUCCGCUUCCCCUCUGGGCAGCCUGGACUCCGACUCCGAUGGACCAGACUCACCAAAGCAAGGGGAGCGAGAACGGGAAAAAGGGAAAGAGGGAGGAGCCAGUAAGUCGGCGGGAGAAGAUAGGAGGACAGUGGGGCGAGAGGGGAGAGGGGAGGAGUCCUGUGGAGAUGGAGAAAAGAGGGAUGGGGAUGGAAGAAUAGAGGACUGUCCUUCUCUUAAGCCCUCCUCCACCCCUUGCUCUUCCUCUGCUCUCACUCCCUCGCUCCGGGGGACGGGGGAUUUGGCAAGUGAUGGCAGUGGUGGGAGGAAGUCCUACUUCUCCCUGGACUCCAAGCUGGUGUGUAAGGUGGAGUACGGCGGAGCAGCGGGUGUCGACAGCGCACACAGCGGCAGCCGAAUGAACUCCAAAGCCAACGCACAGUGUGUGACUAAGACCACCAUCUCUGGUGGGGACUAUCCCCAUGGUAACCCCGGCAUUUCACACCCCCUCCCUCCACCGCUGCCCCCCCCACCCGCCCUGAAGCCCCUGGAGCUUGGGGCGCAGAACCUCCCUGCGGAGGUGAAGACAGAGCGAGAGAAGCUGGAGAAGCCAGACAAACUCCUGGACAAGAAUCCGUCCGCGCCUCCUUCUCUGCUGCCGCAGACGGGCCCCCAGCCCCAAUCGCAGCCUCAGAGCCAGCCCUCCCCCCACCCGCACCACUAUAGCUCCACCAGCUGGCAGGGUGGCACAGCAACUGGUUGCCAGGGGAGCUGGGGCUACGCCCGUUACCCAGGCAACCACCACCCACACCAGCCACAGCACCAACCCCCGGUGCAGCAGCAGCAGUUGCCCUCUGUAUACAACCCUCCGUCCUCUCGCCACUCCUCCUCCCACCCCUCUUACCUCCCCCACCCUCACGCCCACCCCCACAGGGAGUACCUUCCCAGGUACGCUGGCGGGGGAGGGGACAGAGAGAGGGGGGCAGCAGGAGAGAGGGAGAGGGGAGUGAGAGGGGAGUGUGGGGGGAGGGAGAUCAACAGGGACUACUCUGCUCCCGGAGGUAACAGCAGUAACAAUAGUGGUGGGGGUAACAGUAAUACUAAUGCCUGUGGUGGGAUGAGUGGGCCCAACGGCAUCCCAGGAAGGGAGUUUGGGGGUCUGUCAGUGGGUCAGAACCGGGAGUUCCAAGGCUCUGGGAGAGAUGGGCCCAACAUGGCUCCGAGAGGAAGAGACUUUGGUCCCGAGUUCAGAGACAGGGAGCGAGAGAGGGAGCGAGAGAGGGAGAGAGAGAGGGAGGGAGGAAGGGAGUUUACUUUGCCAAAUCAAAACCAGAAUAGAGAUUUUGGCCCCAACACCGCUGGAGGGGGGCAUCCCAGAGACAAAGAGGGGGGCAGAUGGGGUGAGUUUGGGGGCCAGACAAGAGAGGUGGGAGGCAGCAACAACCCCAACAACAACUCUGUGCCCCAAGGAAACCCCCCCAGUUCUACCAGCGGGCUACCUGUCACGCCCAUGCUGAACCGAGACCUACCCGCCUCGCCUCAAAGCAACCCAGUUCAUCCCUCUCAUUCUUCCCUACCACCACACCCCCACCCGCAUCCCCCAAACUCAGCCAACCGGGACUACCCCCCAUCCAUGGACCAGGCACAAACCCCCUCCUCGGCAACAGAGCACUUCCACAGAGAAUACCCUCCCGCUGGAGGGAAAGACUUUCCUGCUGGGGCGCCGCCCUCAACUGGCCCAAAUCGAGAGUACCUCAGUCCUCCUGGGAUGAACCCAAACCUGGGACGAGAGUACUCAGGACCUGGGGGACCCCAGCACCCCCACCAAGCACCUCACCCCCACUACCAGUCUGGGCCCAGGGACAGAGACAGAGAGCGAGAGUCUGCUCUCUAUCAAAACCGUGGUGGUCCCAAUCAGCCCCCUGCUCUCUCUCCGUCAUCUUCUUCUGCCCACCACGGACACCCUCCGAAUGCCCCUUAUCCCCCUCCCCCGCCUCCCCCUCCACUUCCCCCGUCUCAAGCCUCCCAUGCUCAGCCGCCUCCAUCAGGUAUGGGAGCUAACGUACGUCCCCCACAUUACCAGCCCUCCAACCAGACUCCGCCGACACCCCUCUCCCCCUUGCCCAGCCCAUCGACCAAUCAGAUGGGAGGCUUUUCAUCUUUUCCUCCAGGCUCCUCCUCUGGGCCAAACAUGCCGCUUCCUGGCUCAGGUGUGUCAUCCACCUGUUCGCCUGGCUGUCGCCCCUCCCCCUUCCAUGGCACUUUGAACAGCCACCCUCCUUUCAGUGGACCCUACCACUCCAAUGGAAACAGUGGCAGUAACAUGGCCAACAGCAAUAGUAGCGGUAGUAUACCCAGCAGCGGCAAUACAAAUGCACUGUCCCUCUCACCUCAGAACAUCUCAAAGGGACCACCAUCUCUUAGUAAUCCUGGCAACAGCAAUAGCACCUCAGCACCCACCACCAGCACUUCACUUCCUGUGGAUGGACAUUCAGAUUCAUCCACAGGCCCGACCCCGACACCUGUUAUCAAGGAGGAGCCAAUGGAGGACAGAGAGGAGAGUGAAAGUCCGCCGCCUAUGCUGAGAAGCCCUUCCCCUGAACCCAAGCCAGUGGACAUCCCCAUCCAUGCCAGCCAAUCAGCACGGUUCCACAGGGUUCUUGACCGCGGCAGCGGGAAUUCCUGUGCCCGCAGCGAUGUCCUCUUUGUCCCGCUGGACGGAUCCAAGCUGUGGAAGAAGAGGAAUGAGGUGAUCGAGAGGGCGCGCAGAGAGGUGGAGCAGAGGGCCAGGGACCUCCGUGAGAAAGAGAGGGAACGGGAGAGGGAACGAGAGCGGGAGAGAGAGCUGGAGAGACACCUACAGCAACAGAAAGACGUCAACAACAGUGUUGCCGUAGGAGGCCGCCAGGGUUCCUCUCUCUUCUUCCCUUCGUCGUCCUCUAUCCUCCUCGACCCUUCAUCCGCCUCCUCUUCCUCUGGGAACCCCGUCUCCCACCCUCACUCUCACCCACAGCACCAUCACGCACACCCGCAUGCUCCUCUUCACCCAUCACACCCUCUCCACCCCUCCCUCUCUCACUCUAUCCCCCACUCCCUACUUCUCCCAGCCAUGGGAGGGGCUUCAGCAGUGGUGGGAGGCCCCCAAGGAGCCCUGGGAAUAGGGUUAGGGGGUCCUUAUCUGGGCCCGGACACCCCAGCACUAAGGACCCUGAGCGAGUAUGCUCGCCCACAUGCCAUGUCUCCCCUCGGGGCAGCCAGCCGAGCCCAGGCGCACCACCCACACGUCCACCAUGGCCACCCACAUGUCCAUCCCUCCUUCUUCCUUCCCCAGUUUCAGAACCAUGCUUUAGCCAACCCACAUCACCUGCCUACUGAUGCUGCCACAGCAGCCGCCAUCUUGGGCUUCUUAUACGGCGGCAGCCUCGAAGGGGGUCCAGGAGUCGGUGGCCACACCGGGAUAGCAGGGGGCCCUGCACCUGGGGGUAUUGGGGGUGCAGGGUUAGGAGGCGUGGGCUUUCCCCACACAAUGGCCGCCCACCGCGAUCGCAUCAAGCCAGGGUUUGAAUUUAAGAGCGAGGAGAGGGUGUACCCGCCUGGGUCCUUGUCUGAUCCAGCUGCGCUCGCCCUCGCUCACUCUCACUCGCAUGCCCACGCUCAUGCUCACGCCCACGCCCAUGCCCACGCGCACUCCCUGCUCCUCGGUGGUGGAGGUGGGGGUGCUAAUGAGGUGUCGCUCUAUGGCACGCCACCUCCCCCAGCUCCCCCCGGCCCCCCACACCUCCAGAACCCCACCCUGGCUCCUGUGAAUAGGCCGCCCAACCCUCCUGCCCCCCAAUCCCUCUCCAACCCACCCCCUUCCUCCCUCCUCCCUCCCUCACUGCCCUCCCACCCCCCAUCUGCACCCACUUCUGCCCCCCCACCCACAGCUGGCCCAACUGCCCCCCCAGCAGCUCCUCCUCCCCCGGCUCCACCCCCCUCCAACCCUGUCUCAUCCCUUCAUCACUCGGUGCCCCAUUCCUCCUUUCCAAGCUCCUUGCCUUCCCAUCCGCCGACCGCGCCUGCACCAGCCGCCCCCCCCGAGACCUACCCUCCUCCCACUCGCUCACCUGCCUCGAGUGAGAGAGAGCGGAGUGGCGACAGAGAACGGGAAAGGGAGAGAGACAGAGCGGGCUUGCCAGCUCCUGGGGAGAGAGAACGGGAGAGGGAGAGGGAGAGAGAACGAGGAGGAAGUGCUGGUGGAGGAGGGACAGGAGGAGGAGGAGGAGGAGGUGGUGGAGGAGGAGGGGGUGGGGGGGAGAAUCUGGGGCGACUCCAGAUGUUAAAUGUGACGCCUCAUCAUCACCAGCACUCACACAUCCAUUCCCACCUCCACCUGCACCAGCAAGACACAGCGGCAGGAGGGGUUCACCCCCUGAUGGACCCAUUGGCGUCGGGGUCUCCUUUGGCACGCCUUCCUUACCCAGGGGCCACACUGGGCACCCCCAUCCUGGCACACCCCCUCACUGACAGCGAGGUGCUCCGGCAACAGCUCUUCGGUGAGGAGAAGGCUCCUCGUCCAUGUGCUCCCUUCCGCGAACUGCCCCAGCCAUCCUCCCUUACCGGUCCCAUGUCAGCAGCCCACCAGCUCCAGGCCAUGCAGCAGGCCCAAAGCGCCGAGCUGCAGAUCCAGAGACUGGCCCUGGAACAGCAGUGGAUCCACCACCAUCACCACCACUCCCUCACCCAGGAUGAGUACUACAGUCACUUGAAGAAAGAGAGCGACAAAACCCUGUGAGGGAGGGGGGAGGGGGGACAAGAUGGAGAGGUCCACGGAGGAAAAAUUAAAAAAGG
Lampris incognitus (smalleye Pacific opah) is the source of this 5424-nucleotide messenger RNA. It is a transcript of the gene atn1, whose product is annotated as atrophin 1. NCBI's taxonomy places the organism in Eukaryota, Metazoa, Chordata, Actinopteri, Lampriformes, Lampridae. Gene Ontology annotation, cellular component: nucleus. Bases 137 to 5368 code for a protein of 1743 amino acids. The record is from RefSeq and is a predicted model, not a curated record. Gene Ontology annotation, molecular function: transcription corepressor activity. The transcript is spliced from 10 exons.